GAACAGAUGUCAUUUACCGUGCAAAUUAUCAUCUAGAAGCUACGCAAUCUAAAUGGGAAGCUUUGUAACAGUGUUUCUUUAUCGAUGGAAGUUUCUUUUGAAUCGAUUAUGUUUAAAAGGAUUCGAGGACGAUCCAUUUGCCUUCGUGGACAUCAUAUCGAUAAUUGGAGGGAUCUACUACAAAUCAGAGAAUGUUUGGAAACAACGCAUUUGGAAAAUCUAUCGCAUUUUUGCCAGCAUACAUUUUCUCAUUCCACUACUGUACUCGAUUGAGAAUGUGCUUAAAGAUACUGAUAUUGUUUCCUUGAUUUGGUGUGGAAUUGUGAUUUGCGUUGGACUCAGUAUCUGUGUAAAUGAAAUAAUUCUACGUAGAUCGUAUAAGGCACUUGUCAAAAUUCGGAAAUUUAUAAACGACAAAUCAAACGCAACCAGCGACCCUCAAUUCGAUUCUUCAAUCAGAAACGUCUUUUCUCAAAUAUCGCAAAUCGCAUCACUGAUAGUGAUAGCAAUGAUUAUCGUGGAUGAAAUACUUUCACCAGUUGUUGCAAUGCAUGAAGAUAGAUAUUUUGGUUUACCGAGAUUCCUUUCCACUUCAAACUCGAUUGCUAAAGGGAUGACUCGCUUUGUGUACUUGAUUGUGUUUAUACCGAUCUGGGUUUCCAAAGUGUUCAACGCAGCUGUGGAGAUCACUGCUCUAGUUGUUGGGUGCCGAUCAGAACUCAAAAUUUUUACCAAAGGUUUUGAGGAGUUCUUGGAUGAUACAAGGGAGCAAGCCGAAACUUUACCACGAGAAGUCUUUUGGAAGUGUUUUAAAAUUAAAUUGAGAUUCCAAAUAGAACUUCACGUUUCACUUGUCAAUACCCAGCGUAUGGUUAACGAAUUACUCAGCCAAUUUUUCAUGGUCACCUAUUAUCGCGAUGUGAUCGUCAUUGGGUCCAUGAUUUUCAUCAUUUUGAGCGAAGGAUUCUCUGCCAAAAGUGGAGUAAUCGUGCUAUCGAUUUUGACAUUUUUUGCCGAAUGCUGGUGGUUGAGUAUGUUAUCCGAAUUCUUCGAUGACAGUACUGAAACCCUUGAGGAACUUAUGGAUGAUCUUAUGGUGACAAUACCGUACUCAAAGGAGAACCAUUCCGACUAUCAGCAGCUGAGAACGACUUUGACCGUAAUAAAGAUGAACGCGCACGAAUGCACAUCCGUCAAAUAUGCCGGAGUCUUUCUUAUAAGCAUCGAGACUUUCAGUCAGUUGGUUGAUAUUUCAUACUCGGUAUUGACCUUCUUGUUGAAUAUUGGCGUUUAAGAGAUUUUAAGUCAUUGAUUGAAAAGAUAAUAAUCAAACCUCCACGAAGGAAUCAUCAACUCGUGGAAUCAUCGUCAUCAUCAUCACCAUCAUCAUCAUCACCAUCAUCAUAUUCACCAGAGGACUAUUACAGUAAUUAUGCAAAUUAUUUUAGUGUGAUUUGUUACGUAAAUAAAAUUCGUGCCCGCAAAAUUGAUUUUUUAUGACCAUUCCUAAGUAAAUAUCAAAUAGAAUAAAACAGGACAAAGUUAGUGUAAAGUAAGGUCAUAUUUAUCUUGCGGUCGCUAUAUAUCUUGUGAGGUUGAUUACGACGAGCGAUGAAA
Messenger RNA from Aedes aegypti (yellow fever mosquito), 1617 nucleotides. RefSeq lists its product as uncharacterized. The transcript is spliced from 3 exons. The record is from RefSeq and is a predicted model, not a curated record. The coding region runs from base 53 to 1294 and encodes 413 amino acids. Lineage: Eukaryota; Metazoa; Arthropoda; Insecta; Diptera; Culicidae.